AGCAACGGGAUCACAGAGUUCAAAAGUGAUGACAUUUUUUUGAGUUUUUCUUCCACAUCUUUUGAGGAAUAUUAUCUCUGAGAGGAAAUGGCACAUGUACACCUGAGAUGCCUCCUAGCACUGGCUUUAGUGCAUGUGGUUUUGUCCUCCGGUGUGUUUGAGCUGAAGAUCAACUCUUUCCACACAGCGCAGCGCAUCUGCAGGAGACACCGUGACUGUCACAUCUUUUUCCGGAUUUGCCUGAAACACCCGGAGGAUGUGAUCUCCGCAGAGCCGCCUUGCACCUUUGGCACCGGACACACCAACGUCAUCAGGGCCGAUCACACCUCCAUCUCCAGCAGUGCUCCCAUCAGGGUGCCCUUCCACUUCAAGUGGCCGGGAACAUUUUCGUUGAUCAUUGAAGCCUGGAACGCUGAAUCUCCCACUGAAUACACAGACAACCAGAACAACCUCGUGAGCCGCCUGGCGACUAGGAGGAGGCUGGCCAUCGGCGAGGACUGGUCCCAGGACGUGCACUUCGGCGAGCAGAGCGAGCUGCGCUACUCCUACCACGUCUUCUGCGACGAGUACUACUUCGGGGACGGCUGCGCAGAGUACUGCCGGCCGAGGGACGACACGCUGGGCCACUACACCUGCGACGAGGAGGGCAACCGCAUCUGCCUGGAGGGAUGGAAGGGAAACUACUGCUCUGAGCCCAUCUGCUCAGCCGACUGCAACGAGAAGCACGGCUACUGCGAGGCCCCGGGGGGCUGUACGUGCCGCAUGGGCUGGCAGGGCCCCUCCUGCAAUGAGUGCGUCCGCUACCCGGGCUGCCUCCACGGGACGUGCAGCCAGCCGUGGCAGUGCAACUGUAAGGAGGGCUGGGGGGGGCUCUUCUGCGACCAGGACCUCAACUACUGCACCAACCACAAGCCCUGCGCCAACGGAGCCACCUGCACCAACACGGGCCAAGGCAGCUACACCUGCACCUGCCGGCCCGGCUAUGGAGGCACCAACUGCGAGCUGGAAACCAACGAGUGCGACAGCAACCCCUGCAAAAACGGAGGCAGCUGCAACGACCUGGAGAACGACUACUCGUGCACCUGCCCGCAGGGCUUCUACGGCAAGAACUGCGAGAUCAUCGCCAUGACGUGCGCCGACGGGCCAUGCUUCAACGGCGGCACCUGCGUGGAGACGACGACCGGCGGCUACACCUGCCGCUCCCCAAGCUACACCGGCUCCAACUGCGAGAAGAAGCUGGACCGCUGCAGCAACAGGCCCUGUCUGAACGGUGGUGAGUGUCUGGACCUCGGCCAGAGCGUCCUGUGCCGCUGUAAGGCGGGCUUCAGCGGUGCCAACUGCCAGGUCAACGUCGACGACUGCGCCUCGACCCCGUGCCAGAACGCCGGCACUUGUCAGGACGGCGUGAACGACUACACCUGCUCCUGCACCCUGGGCUACACGGGGAAGAACUGCAGCGUGCGCUCCGACGCCUGUGGCGCCCGCCCGUGCCAGAACGGCGGCACCUGCUUCACCCACUUCACCGGGCCAGUGUGCCAGUGCCCCAAGGGCUUCAUGGGUCCGAGCUGCGAGUUCACGCUACAGCCCAGUUUCAAGCCGGCCUUGCGCCAAGCCUCGCAGCCAUCCUCCGCCACCCUCACCGUCUCAUGCGUCCUGGCCGUCCUGGUGCUGGUCCUGGCGGCGGGGAUCGUCCUACUGAGGAGGAGGAGGAGGCUACAGGGUAUGAAGCAGCUGAGCGACAGCCCGGUGUACAAUGACUUGGAGACGGUCAACAACCAGGGAGGGAGCGAAAGAGAGGCCUUCCUCGGCCCCAACGGGAUGUUCAAAAUCAGCAACGGCACGGCCCGCCUCAGCCUCUCCCUGUGCCCGGACGGACGAUCCGGAUACAGACAGAGCACCGUGGAGAGCAGCCUGGUCAGAGGGGAGCGCCAGGACUUUAUGUGGAGGGAUGAGGCCGGUCUGGGCUCCGGGGCAGGACUGAGAUGAAACC
This is a messenger RNA of Anoplopoma fimbria (sablefish), 1990 nucleotides long. It is a transcript of the gene dlb, whose product is annotated as deltaB. NCBI's taxonomy places the organism in Eukaryota, Metazoa, Chordata, Actinopteri, Perciformes, Anoplopomatidae. The record is from RefSeq and is a predicted model, not a curated record. Gene Ontology annotation, cellular component: signaling receptor complex; cell surface; plasma membrane. Gene Ontology annotation, molecular function: calcium ion binding. Gene Ontology annotation, biological process: multicellular organism development; Notch signaling pathway; axon guidance.